Molecule: messenger RNA, 1943 nt
Organism: Coregonus clupeaformis (lake whitefish)
Lineage: Eukaryota; Metazoa; Chordata; Actinopteri; Salmoniformes; Salmonidae
Product: voltage-dependent anion-selective channel protein 1
Exons: 9
Coding region: 108-959 (283 amino acids)
Biological process (GO): monoatomic anion transmembrane transport
Cellular component (GO): mitochondrial outer membrane
Molecular function (GO): voltage-gated monoatomic anion channel activity
Source: RefSeq, a predicted model, not a curated record
UUUUUUCAUACGCUUGCGUGACUUCUAGAGUAACCUCCUCUUACUCCUCCCUUUGUCCAGUUGACAGGAUCCUUCUCAGACAGGAUUGGAAACCACUGAUAGAGAUAAUGGCCGUUCCUCCUACCUAUGUUGACCUUGGCAAGUCCGCCAAGGAUGUCUUCACCAAGGGAUACGGUUUUGGUCUCAUCAAGCUGGAUUUGAAAACCAAGUCAGAGAAUGGACUGGAGUUCACCAGCACAGGCUCUGCCAACACUGAGACCAGCAAAGUGGCCGGCACCUUGGAGACCAAGUACAAGUGGGCUGAGCACGGGCUGACCUUCACUGAGAAGUGGAACACUGACAACACUCUGGGCACCGAGAUCACUCUGGAGGACCAGUUGGCCAAAGGGCUUAAACUGACGUUUGAUUCCUCCUUCUCGCCAAACACUGGCAAGAAGAGUGGUAAGAUCAAGACUGGCUACAAGAGGGAGCACAUCAACCUGGGCUGUGAUGUGGACUAUGACAUCAACGGGACGGCAGUGCACGGCGUGGCGGUGGUGGGCUACGAGGGCUGGCUGGCCGGCUACCAGGUGACCUUCGAGGCCGGGAAGAACAGGGUCACCCAGAGCAACUUCGCCGUGGGCUACAAGACCGACGAGUUCCAGCUCCACACAAAUGUAAAUGACGGCACCGAGUUCGGGGGGUCCAUCUACCAGAAGGUGAACGACCAGCUGGAGACAGCAGUCAACCUGGCCUGGACCGCUGGCAACAGCAACACCCGCUUUGGCAUCGCAGCCAAGUACCAGAUCGAUGCCGACGCAGCCUUCUCGGCCAAAGUGAACAAUUCUAGCCUUGUGGGCCUGGGAUACACUCAGACUCUGAAGCCUGGAAUUAAGCUGACCCUCUCUGCUCUGCUGGAUGGGAAAAACAUUAACACCGGUGGGCACAAGCUUGGCCUUGGACUCGAGUUUGAGGCAUAAGUCAUGGAAUGCAACAACAAAUAUUUGAUUGAAAUAGCUAUCCUCACAACCUUGUUUCCCUUAUAGUAGAUGUGCUAUGGUUAAGGUGAGGCGGCACAGGCGGUCAAAUCACGCUACAGUUGAUAUGCCACUUUUUUUGGAAUACAGAGCCCAGUUUAGAAUAAAACUAUAACAUGUUUUAAAGGUAGAGUCCGCAAAAUGUAGAAAUGGAAAAGCUCUGUUAAGGUCUUGUGCAUUUGUAUUUCACUACAAUCAUGUAAACACUAAUUUAUUUAUCUUUGUUUCAAUAAGGAUAAGAGAAAAUAAGAUACUGUAGGUCAAAAAACACGUGGGCUUUGCAGGAUUUAGUAAGCUUAGUUUACUUUCUGUACACAAGGUGGGGCUGUUGCACGACACAGAUCACUGGUACUGAUCACAACAUUCCUUGGCCAAGGUGAUAUAUUCCUCUGUACUGAAGAGUUCUCUCAUUGUAAACCCUCUGACAAAGGGAAGUGUCUAAGAUAUAUUAUUAUGGGAUGGGUUCGUGGUCCUUCCCUUAAGCAGCAGUAGCUCUGAGGCACUAAAACCCUGUUGUGUACAUCCAGGAUUCGUUCCAAAUGGCACUGUUCCCUAUAUAGGGCACUACUUUUAGGGAAUAGGAUGCCAUUUGGGACAAAGCAUCUGUGUUUUUUUGUCUCACUUGUCCUUGUCUGUGCAUUUGGUGUGAAUUUUGUCUUUUGUUACAUAUUGCAAAAAUAUUAUUUGACCAAUGUUCUUGAAUACUUAGCCCACCUGUGACGUUUAAGACAAACCUCUGUCAAUUUUUCCUAAAGAGAAUGUGGAAGGUAACAUGUCCUGCACACAAUUCAACAUCCCUCUUAAUACAAAUGCUUUGGUGAAAAAAUAUAAAUGCAUUGCACAAGGAAUAGUAGUCUUCCGAUGAUGGUGUUGGAACAGACAAACUGUGUACCUGACAGUGUUAAAUAAAUACCAACAACAUCUUGA